AGCUGCACCAGUCUGUUGAAACCGGCGGCACUGCGUUCGUGGUGAGCUAGGACUACAAAUGCAUUCUGUCGGGAUUUUGUGUGUUUACUUCGGCGUAUUGUUUCAGCCAGACCUUGUGUGACCAGACGGUGAUGUUGAUAGUUCUGUUGUUCGUGUUCAUGCAUCUAAAACGACCCCCUGAGAAUCGGUGUCCUUCCGGAUGCUGGCCCCAUUCGUGGCAAGAGAGCGCGUGUAGAUUCCUCACCGGUACAAGUUGGGCGUAACGAUCGAGGUCAAAAUCAGGGUAGAAGGAGGAGUUCACAACAUAGUUUUGUUUUUGUGCGGUCGAAUAUUUACAUGAUGUCGCUGUCGGUUGUUACUGUUUUGAAAUAACAUUUUGGCUUCACGUCUGAGUGGCAUAGAUGCCAUACGCUGUCGUUUCGCUCCUGCAGACAGCUAGUCGCAAGACAGCCCGCCGCUGUCAGUUGAAGCUUCGUCCGUGACUCGCCAUGGAGUUGGUGUUGUGCUUUGUGAUAAUAACGAUCUCUGGCGUCAUUCGCGAGAGCUCUGCCCUUCUUUUACGGUCACCAACGAGCAAUGAUGUGUUUGGAGAGUUGGUGGCGUCGGCGGAACGUGCCCAGCCUCUGGCGACCCGCCUUACAAAACGCAUAUCAAGGUUGAACUUCAACGACCGCGAGGACGACUUCUGGGAAGACCAUGGAGACGCUUCCUGGAACAAUUCCUAUACGUUGGUGAACGGCAGGACAACACUAGGUAGCGAGAACCGACGAAGACCUGCCAGUCAUUCUCUGAUCGAAAGACCCUAUUACCGUGAUGGGAGGUUGUCACCCGUUUUAGGUGUUCAGGAACGUAGGGGGCGCAGUGUUCAUUCGUAUCAUGAAGAACCAGUUUCCUUUUUCGAUCAGCGUGCUUUUGAUGAGUAUACCUUCAGAAGAAGAUCACAGCUUCAUAGACAACGGGCACGGGCCGGACUGCGCUCAAGAAUAAAACAGAAUGUGAGACGACUCUGGAGAUCGGCCAGAGGCGCCGUGGGCGGGUGGGGUAGGCGAGUACGACGAAAAAUCGGGGAUUUGUUCGUUGGGCACUUGAUGCCCCAGCUGCGGAGGCUACGGUUUUGGGACCAGGGCCUCCCACCGGUAGUUCCGCCUUUGAUAGGCAACGAGCCGGGGCAGGCUUCUGUCGCACUGGUGGCGGAGCGCAUGGAAGCUGGCCUUCGCGAGAAAGCACUCACGGAGAAAAACCCCACUGAAGCCCAACAAGCGGUCGGGACAUACCUGAUAAACUCCGCCGAAAAUACGUGGUUUAUCAGUAGUCCGGGUGGCCGAUACAUCUUGUUAAAAAAACGUGGCUUCCUUGGUGGUGGCGGCUUUGGUCUUGUGUACCAUGUUGAACAUCCCACCACAGGGCAACCAUUCGCGCUGAAGAUAUUUGUUCAACGGGUGAUGAACAAUGAGGUAGGGGAUAAAAUAUCUGACCUGAUCGAGGAUGAAUUUGGAGUCAUGAAGUACUUCCCCCCCGAAUGGACGCCUGCGCGCAUGUACUCGGAACUCCGGUUUAUGGUGCCACUUCUAAAGCUCAGAGUUUUAGGAAAGCCCGAAUUCCAGGAUGUGCGGAACCAUUUGCGUAUAUACAGUGUUUGCGCCCUAUUUCCGAAGGCGCAAGGAGACUUAGAAGAAGCUGUUGUUUUACUUGCAGACAUGGACAGAACAAACGCUUACAACAUUCGUAUGAGCUGUACGAUUCAAAUGGUCAAACUACUUGCAAGAUUCCACGCGUUUGAACUUGUUCAUGGCGAUGUGAAACUGCAAAAUUUUCUUGUUGAUAAAUCGGGAUUGCUUCUACUUUCUGACUUCACUCAAAUUCUUCGUACGAAUGAGAGACGCUAUCCACCUGUGGUAACAGUGAUUUACAUGUCUCCAGAAAUAGCGACCUGUAUGAUCACUCGCUUGCGGAAUGCUAUUCCAUACACGCCUCAGAUAGACUCGUGGAUGCUAGGAAUAUCCUUGUAUCGUUUGUGGUGUGGUAACUUCCCCUUCGGAAUGACUCUGGACGCCACCGCACUGCAGGUGGCUGGAAUUGUAAUCAGGUCUUCUGCGUCGUCUCUUGACUUCGCCAGUUGCCACGACAUUCCAGAACAGUUCCGCGAGAUGAUAGUGGGAUUUCUACGCAAAACACCUGGUGUUCGACUAUCUCCACAACAGGCGCUGGAGCAGUUCUCGUUACUCAACUGGAAAGGACCAUCCCCGGCAUCGGAUACGGCUUCCGAAAGUGAACCAGUCAGUACCGAGGAGGCGGCUUUAUUACAGAAGGAGUAAUCUGAUGCGGUCAAUGCAACAAGAAAGGACGGUCGGUGUGACAUAGUGAGGUACUGCCGUCACUUGUGGUAGGAGUGGAACCCUCGCCAAAGCAGUCUAAAUGCCUGUCCAUCAACGACAAACUGCCGCAAACGGUAGAGCGAAGUCCGACAGCGAAAAGAGCGAAGUCAGGCAUCGCAGAAAGAAGAGGCAUCUGGAUUGGGGGUCGCCAUUCGUUCUAUUGCUUCCAUGGACGGAUGCUCCAUAUAUCCGUGAUCUCCAGCGAACACUCGAGGUGACAACAUUGUAACUCUUUCCGUGGAUCCUUGUGCCCAUAUGCUGCGGAUGUUUAAAGUCACAUGCGAAGACAAAUCUUUUUUUUUUGCUUUGAAACUGCUCCCUAGAACCGCGAAGGUUGCAAGGCAUCAUGGAAGCGGCCGCCUUCAGAUUUCUGAUCCGCUCAUGCAUUCACGUGGACAUGCCCCUGUAGACUACGCCACAUGUACCACUCGAUCCCUGUCACUAUUUCACGCUUCUGCUCUUGAAACGGCGAUUGAAACUGCGACAGAAGUUGUUGGUUUGCCAUUUUGUAUCCUAUGGAGCUUAUGAACACAUUCUUCUAGUCCUUUCAUUUAUCCUAGCGAAUGCCUUCAUGCAUUGCUAAAAGUACAAUCGCAAUCCAGCAACCAGCUUCGCGGACUUA
Molecule: messenger RNA, 2997 nt
Organism: Toxoplasma gondii ME49
Lineage: Eukaryota; Apicomplexa; Conoidasida; Eucoccidiorida; Sarcocystidae
Gene: ROP17
Product: rhoptry protein ROP17
Exons: 1
Coding region: 489-2315 (608 amino acids)
Biological process (GO): protein phosphorylation; mitotic DNA damage checkpoint signaling
Cellular component (GO): cytoplasm; nucleus
Molecular function (GO): protein serine/threonine kinase activity; ATP binding
Source: RefSeq, a predicted model, not a curated record